AUGGUGAUCUCGGGUCACAAGAACAAGCCUCUUUUCAGUCCUGCCGCCGGUUCCCAGAAGGGACAGGUCGACAAUUGCAAGUCCUCGGCUGCUGCCGUUGCUGCUGUCCCGCAAGCAUCAGCGUCUGCGCCCGAGCCGAAGGUGUCGCCGCCUGCGUCGCCGUCCGGUUCAGCUGGCGGCAAGCUCAACCAGGACGACCAUGUCUCGGUCGAAUCAUCGACGGCGGCGACCACCGAGGAUGGCACGAGCGAAGUUGUCGCUGCUGCUGCUGCUGGCAUGCCGGUCUCUGAGGAGAAGACGACGAGACAAAAUGUCGCCUCCGAAGAGAGUACAUCAGCGGUAACAACAGCAGUGGAGGAGGAGCCGGGGCAAGAGACGGCGGCGGCAGUGCAAGGGCGACGAAGCAUGAUGGUGGUGGCGGCGAACCCUCGUCUCCAAGGGGUGUCUGCUCUGCCGCGCGAAACAGUCGUGCAGGCAAAGCUCUUCGUCGAGGAGGAGGACGAUGAGUCGUGCGCGCCGGAAACGAUGGAGGAGGGCACUACUGCUGCUGUGGACGUUACAGAAGGUGACGAUCUCGCUGGAACUUCUGUCGUUACUCCUGCUGCUGGGGACAAGAAGGACCCAGAGCAGCAGCAACAGCAGCAGCAGAAGGAUGAUGAAAACAUGGCGGCGGACGGCCAACCCGCGGACGUUGUUGACUUGCCUUCGGCAGGCAUGAAACAAGACGAAAGCGUGGUGACAAUCAUGACUAUCCCAGAAAAGGAAAACCAUGUCACCUUGGGAGCUUCAGCAGCAAUCGCGGUUUCCACAGAACCGGCACACAUGGAGGAGGAGGGCGACGAGAACCCGGCAUCUUGUUUGCGGUCCGAGGAAGAAAGGCAGGGAGAAACCCGGCCGGAGGGCGCGGUAGUUGCUUCCGACGAAGGGCACGAUGAGCAACAGCAGGUGAACGAGGCCGGUGCUUGUACCGCCGACCCUGCCAAACAACGGUCAGGUGAUGCUCAGGAAGUCCCUCAGGUGGUCAUGCAGCCAGCAUCGGGGGAAGAAGACGAACAACAGCAACACGUGGUUCUGGUCCAAGAAAUUGAUGCUGCUUCCGAUACCACUCAGUCGACUUCUCCCCCUCAUGUCGUGAUGCCGGAGGAGGAGCGAGAAGAACGCAAUCGUACAAACGAUGAGCCGAUGCCGUCUGUGCUUCUGCAGAACGAACGUGACGUCGUUCCGCUUUUGCCACCGCAGGAGGAGGACCCCGAGGCGUCGGUGAUGCCGUCGCAGCCUGAGGACGACGCCGACACCGCUCCGGUGCCACAGGGAUGCGCUGUCGUGACAGAGAACGCGCCCCGCGUAGUCGGCGAGCCUGGAUCUUCGAGAAAACUAGAGGCGGCGGCAGACGUCGGGCUCGGCGAGGAGAGGGCCGUCGCCGUACCGGGGCAUGCUGGGUUGGUCGUGGACGAAGAAACCAGGAGUCUCGUGGAGGGAAGCAAGUACCUUCGGUUCGAGGACGACGAGAGGACCGUGCUGUGCACCCUCACGGGCAAGAAGCUGGCCCCGGACUACAUAGGCAUUCUCAACUACAUGGGCAGCAGGAGGGUGCAGCAGCUUGUCGUUGAAGGACCCGUAUCCAUGUCGAUAAGCCCAUAA
Ectocarpus sp. CCAP 1310/34 is the source of this 1641-nucleotide messenger RNA. The record is from the annotation of a GenBank genome assembly. Lineage: Eukaryota; Phaeophyceae; Ectocarpales; Ectocarpaceae.